CCGAGAUCUCCUCUGCAAGAGCUAUUUAUGCAAGAGGGAGUGCAAUCAGGGGAACCAAAUUUUCUUGCGAGGAAUUGAAGACUGCCCCCCACCGCGUCCCCCUUCUCCUUUCUCAAAGAAGACUAGGGUUUUUCUUUUCUAGCAAGGCUCAACGAAAUUUUCGACAUGGGCCGCCCCAAGGUGCAGCUAAAGUUCAUUGAAGAACAGCGCAAACGGUCGGCAACCUAUAGGAAGAGAAUAGGAGGGCUAAAGAAGAAGGCUAGUGAAUUGGCCAUCCUUUGUGAUAUACCGGCCUUGGCGAUAAGCUUUGGACCCGAGGGACAAGUAGAGACAUGGCCUGAGGACAAUCAAGCAGCUGGAUACAUUAUUCAGAGGUACCGAGAGCUUAGUACCGUUAUCCAAAACAAGCACAAACUCGACUUACCAGGUUACAUGAAGGCUGAAAUCAACAAACGUCGAGCAUCAUGCAAUAGGAGGAUCAGGGAUUUAGCUGAUACGCCACUGUUGCCUACGGAUGAUUUGCUUUGUGCCAUGAACAAGUCACUAAGGGAGCUUGCUCAUCAAUUGGACUCAAGGAUGGAGGCGAUCAAAGAGAGAAUCCAAUUGCUUAAAGACAGACAACACUUCAAUGGAGGAGAGACCAUCAACUUGGGAGGCCAAUGCCUAGAAAUUGUUCCUCGUGAUGGGAUGAUGGGUAUCCAAAGUACAUCUUCUGGUUAUGAUCUGAUGGUUUCGGAUCCAUAUCUCACUCUGAACACUUCCUUGCAAUACCCUCCGCAGCCAAGGAGCUUCAGUUUCUUGCAGUUUCCUUAUGUGCCAGUGAGCAUGGAUGAGGUACCCUUAGCUACGGUGCCUUCAAUUCCAAUGAACAUGGAUGAGGUGCCCUUCACUGUGGUGCCUCCAAUCCCAACAUCCUCGACGUCGCCAUUGGUCGGUGCAAUAUUGGAAAAUGACUCUGCCAACAGGGGUGUGGUUCCUGUCCAUCCACUGAAUAGUUCGAUCGGGUUGUUUGAGAACCAUAAUUUGAUGGGAGGUGGUGCAGCAGAGCAGAAUCAUACUAAUAUUGUGGUGGCUCAGAACAAUGUGCAUCAUCUGGCUGACUGUGCCAGUCCCAAGCAAACUUCUGUCUCCAGUAAACCAUGGCCAUUUGCUUGGAAUCCAUAGGAGAAGUGAUGAUUCAUGCUUCUAGUAGUAGAUGAUUCUAUCAGUUGGCUCAUUAGUUUGUUAUUAGUUUAUCUAACUUUGCUGUAUUUCCCUUGUAAGCCUGGACUCUUGUCACAUUGAUCUAUAGAGUGCCAGCAAUUUUGUAGAGAAGGAAGGGAACUUAUGCUGUUUUGUCCCCUGUAAGCAUGGACUCCCAUGGCUUGAAGCCAUGGAGGUGCCUGCAAUUUUGUCGUCGAGGGAGGGCACUAGUGCUUGUUAAAUUUAGAACAAAUAGAGUAU
This is a messenger RNA of Phoenix dactylifera (date palm), 1443 nucleotides long. RefSeq names its product agamous-like MADS-box protein AGL14. Gene Ontology annotation, biological process: positive regulation of transcription by RNA polymerase II. Gene Ontology annotation, molecular function: cis-regulatory region sequence-specific DNA binding; protein dimerization activity; DNA-binding transcription factor activity, RNA polymerase II-specific. Lineage: Eukaryota; Viridiplantae; Streptophyta; Magnoliopsida; Arecales; Arecaceae. The record is from RefSeq and is a predicted model, not a curated record.